AGCUUGAUUAGACAUUUACCUUCACAUCUUUUGGCAACCUUUAUCCUACUCCUCAUUGGCUUUGUCCAUCUAUGUUCACUCUAUAUCUUCUCACAAGGGUUUUUACUGUCUCGAUUGACCAUCAACGAUCGAUCGUACUGUGACCCUACUAGCACCAGCAGCACACCAUGUUUCAUCGAGCCAACUCACUCAAAGGCGAUCAUUAUCCUCAUCGACGCCUUGCGCUAUGACUUUCUAUUACCACAUCAAACUGAUCUCAUCACUCAACCGCACGUUCACAACCAUCUCACUCUCCCAGCUCGACUCACCAAGUCACAACCUCAAAAUUCCGCUCUCUAUCACUUUGUAGCAGAUGCACCUACAACAACCCUACAAAGGCUCAAGGGUCUUACAACGGGUACUCUGCCUACCUUUAUAGAUGCUGGCUCAAAUUUUGCUUCCGUGAAUAUGGGCAUCGAGGAAGAUAGUUGGAUACAUCAGCUCAAAUCGAUUGGAAAAGUCAUUGGGUUCGCAGGCGAUGAUACUUGGAUGACCUUGUUCGGCAGCUCUCCUUCCACGGACAUUGGAUCAGCAUCCCAGUACUCCGAACAACAGACUGGCUUCUUUCACCCGAAUCUUACCUUUCCCUUUGAAAGUUUUAAUGUCGAGGAUCUUGAUACGGUUGAUGCCGGCGUCGAGCAUCACUUGUUGAAGAUGAUGACGGGCUCAAAGGAUCCAAAUGACUCUGGUUAUCAAGUCGAUCAACAUUGGGAUAUUCUGAUCGGGCAUUUUCUUGGCCUCGAUCAUGCCGGUCACCGUUUCGGCCCCUCUCAUCCUUCGAUGACAUCUAAAUUGUCACAAUACAAUGCAUUCCUAGAAACCAUUGUCGAUCGAUUAGAUGAGGAUACCCUUUUAGUAGUCAUGGGAGAUCAUGGUAUGGAUUCCAAAGGUGAUCAUGGAGGUGACAGUUUCAUGGAGGUCUCGAGUGCCUUAUGGCUCUACUCAAAGACUAAGCCCUUGAUUCAACAGCCUGAAAAUCUACCAGAUUGGUUAUGGACUGAAUCAGACUUCAUAGAGCUUGAACCUUCAUUGGGCAAAGUGCGUACGGUACCUCAAAUCGAUCUCGUCCCCACAAUCUCACUCUUGUUGGGUUCACCGAUUCCGUUCAGUAAUUUGGGUAUGAUCAUACCAGAAUUAUUCUAUCGACCGAUGACCGAUACUUCUUCAACUGCUUUACGUGCUCGAAAGAUUCAAAGCUAUUCUUCGCUUGAGAGUCUAGCUUUAUCAACUUCCAUCAAUUCAGCGCAGCUCUUAUCAUUCAUUGAAACUUAUGCCGGUACAUCUGAUUCACCUGGUCAAGAUUUGGCACCUCGUGUCCCUGAACUGAGAGAGUUGCAUGCGCAAGGUAUGAAGUUUUAUGGAAAUCAAGAGUUUGAAAAAUCCUUUCAAGCCUAUCGUCAAUUUGGCUCUAGGCUCUUAUCGCAUUCUCGAACCAUCUGGGCAAGCUUCAAUCCUAGUCUGAUGUUCAUUGGAAUUAUCAUCCUUGGACUCAGUGUGUUGGCCUCCUUUAGACUCAUGGAUAGUACAAAAUGGACUACUGCCGGUUCAGCCGCUCCGAUUCGAUUGAUCACUAUUACGGGUGUUUGGGUCGGAUUACUCGGCUCAGUACUUGGGCUGAUAAUAUCUCUUUUGAAGUUAACAUCCACCUCAUUAGUCUCUAAUAUUUUGAUCGGGUCUUCUACUGGAAUCUGUCUUGGAAUGAUCUUCUAUAAAUCCACCAGUCCAAUAUGUAACUUGAAGACCUGUCUCAAAGAAACAUGUCCAUCAUUCGGUUCGUUGGCUUCAGCCAUACCACUUAUCUUACACGCCUUGACGACAGGAAGCAAUUCAUACACUGUUUGGGAAGAUAAAGCAGUGCUUUACUUGAUCUCGAUUUGUGUACUCUUACCGAUCUUGAUCCAAUCUUUGAAUGCUCCUCAGAGUCGAUUGAGGAACAGAUUAUUCUUCUUUACAAUCUUGUUUGCGGUAUGCGCGAGGUUGAUUUCCACUUCAACAGUGUGUCGAGAGGAACAAUAUCCAUUUUGUUCGAUUACCUUUUAUUCGAGUUCGACAAGUUCUAGUGCACCAAACUGGGUGAUGACAAGUUUGAUACCGUUGGCGAUCUGUUUACCUAUUGGUUUAGCUUGGUUUUUAGGCAUCGCAGAUUCUUAUCGAGGUCCGGCUUCAGUCUUUUUUGGAUCUGGGGUACGACUUUCAUUAUUAUGUGGAGUACAAUAUUGGAUUAGUGAUUAUAUUAUCUCGAAUGGAGAUCUUAGUACGAAUCCAGGAUUAAGAGAGACAGGUAGAUGGGUCAAGACUUUGGCAGCAAGAUUUGAUUUAGUAUUAUGUUUAUUGGGUGGAACAUUACUUUGGUUUCUGUUUCCACUUUGUAUUGAUGUUCAACGUGAAGAGAAUGAAGGAGUUGAGAAAGGAGGGAAACCGAAAGUCUUGGUGAUCGGAUUUGCUAAUUCAUAUGGAUCAACUUAUUUGAUGUUCUUAUCAUCUGCUUUUUGCGUAUUAUUCCUUGUGGCUCAACCUACUGGACAAAUGGUACUUUCGAUUAGUUUGAUUGCUAUACUUACUUUAGUGGAGAUUAAUGAUAGUUUGAAUGAUGUUAAAUCAUUAAGAGUUUCAUUUGAAUCAGCUGUCAAUGCAGCCACUCAACAAAAACCUAAAACUCAAUCAAAAGAAAAUCAAGAAGAACCGAUUAAAGUUGAGAGUACUAGGUUUUUAUUGAUUUCAGGUCUAAGUUUAUUAAGUUAUUUGAUUUUCUUUGGAACUGGACAUCAAGCUACAUUUUCAUCUAUUCAAUGGAAAACUGGGUUUAUUGGAUUUAAUACCGCUAAUUAUCUUUGGUCACCGAUCUUGAUUGGAUUAAAUACAUUAAGUGGAUUUGUGAUUACAAGUUUAUCGAUCCCAUUAUUUAGAAUAUGGAAUUUUAGUCCAGUGAUUUCGAUUAAUCAACCCAACCCUUCGAAUGGAAAACGCAAUCAAGGAGUUCAAAUCGGAUUAAUCAGUUCGAUUUUAAAAGAUAGUUUAAAAUUAAUUAUUUAUCAUACGAUGAUUUGUUUAAGUUGUUUGAUAAGUUGUUCGAUCUUAAGAAGACAUUUAAUGGUUUGGAAAAUCUUUGGACCUAGGUUUAUGUUACAAGUUUUGAUUGUUUUAUUGGUAGAUGUUUGUUUGAGUUUGUUUUGUUUUGGUUGGGGAGUUGGGAUUUCGAUGAGAAAGGUUAGAAGAGCAUUUGGUACUAGAAGUGUUUAA
Molecule: messenger RNA, 3279 nt
Organism: Melampsora larici-populina 98AG31
Lineage: Eukaryota; Fungi; Basidiomycota; Pucciniomycetes; Pucciniales; Melampsoraceae
Exons: 1
Biological process (GO): GPI anchor biosynthetic process
Cellular component (GO): endoplasmic reticulum membrane
Molecular function (GO): mannose-ethanolamine phosphotransferase activity
Source: RefSeq, a predicted model, not a curated record